Racocetra fulgida is the source of this 184-nucleotide messenger RNA. The record is from the annotation of a GenBank genome assembly. Lineage: Eukaryota; Fungi; Glomeromycota; Glomeromycetes; Diversisporales; Gigasporaceae.
AAUUAUCAUCAUUACAUCAACAAAUAGAAGAAUUUCAAAUAGCUUACCAAUCUAAUGUUGAAGUAAUAAUACCUUAUAAUCUUAUUGUUCAAGAUUUUUAUAAUCAAGAAGAAUUAGAUGAAUCUAUUUUAUUAGAUAAAUCUGAUUUAAAUGAAUUUAUUUUAAAUGAUGAACAGAUAAAUAA